UCUUGGUGGAAAUUAAUACAUCUACGUUUCUAAAAUCUCUUUUGUAAAAUAGUUCUACAUAUUGUGUGUGUUCUUUUGCAUUCGCUUGUAUCGCUUUUUUUCUCUCAGGACCGUGUAACUUCGUAACUACCAUGUGCUUCGCAACGGCAGUUUUAAUAAUGACCUUAUUCAAUUUCAUUCUUGCUUUCACACACAAAGUAAAUGCCCAAGAAUUUCCUCCCGAUUUUAAAUUUGGAAUAGCAACGGCGUCAUACCAAAUUGAAGGAGCAUGGAACGAAGAUGGCAAAGGAGAAAAUAUCUGGGACCACUUUACACAUACAUCAUCAGACAAAAUAUUCGACCACUCCAACGCCGAUGUAGCUUGCGAUUCGUAUCACAAAUAUGAAACUGAUAUAGCUUUACUCAAAGAACUUGGAGUCGACUUUUACAGAUUUUCACUAUCGUGGCCUAGAAUUUUACCAACUGGUUACGUUGACGAUGGAGUUAAUCAAGCAGGUGUUGAAUACUACAACAAUAUUUUAAAUUUAUUGGACCAAAACGGUAUCGAAGCAAUGGUCACGUUAUAUCAUUGGGACUUACCUCAGCAUCUUCACGAAAGAAUGGGUGGGUGGUUAAACGAGACCAUUGUGGAUAUUUUUGCAAAAUAUGCAGAUUUAGCUUUCCAUAUUUUCGGAGAGCGAGUAAAGUACUGGACGACGUUUAAUGAACCUUACAUAUUUUGUCAAUAUGGUUAUGAAAAUGGAACAUAUGCACCAGGUCUCGCUAGUAAUCGUGGUGUCGACGUCUACGUUUGUGGUCAUAAUAUUUUAAAAUCUCAUGCGGCGGCUUAUGAUAUAUAUGACAAAACCUACCGGAAAAAACAGAAAGGCAAAAUAUCGAUUGUACUUACCGCCAUAUGGGCUAAACCUAGCACUUAUACUCGCAAAGACUUUGAAGCAGCAGAACGAAACUUACAGUUUCAAUUUGGAUGGUUUGCACAUCCCAUUAUAAAAGGAAAUUAUCCUCAAGUGAUGAUUAAUCGAAUUGGAGAAAGAAGUACGAAAGAGGGAUUUAAAAAAUCACGUCUGCCCAAAUUUACUAACGAAGAAGUGAGACAAAUAAAAGAUACUUAUGAUUUUAUUGGUGUCAAUCACUACACAACAACCAUGGUAAAAUGGAUGGACGAUGUUCAAAUAGGAGAACCAAGCGCAUUUAAUGAUUUAUCUGUUGAAGAAUAUUAUAAAGAUUCCUGGAAAAGUUCUGGCUCAGCUUGGCUGAAAGUUGUUCCAUAUGGGAUAAGGGAUAUGUGCAAAUGGAUUAAAAAAAAUUACAAUAAUCCUAGUAUUAUAAUUACAGAAAAUGGGUACUCAGACCCGAAACUAAUACUGCACGACUUUAACAGAACCAUUUUUUACAAGGAAUAUUUAAAAUAUUUGUUGCAAGCCGUCUAUGACGAUCGUGUCGACAUACAAGGUUACACGGUCUGGAGCUUACUCGAUAACUUUGAAUGGAACCAAGGGUACAGUGCAAAGUUUGGUUUGUAUGCAAUUAAUUUUACUGACCCUAACCGUACCAGAAUCCCAAAAGAUUCAGCGAAUUUUUACAAGGCGAUCGUUAAGACAAGACGAUUAAAAUAAAUAAAAAAUGUGUAUGUAAUUAUUAAUA
Molecule: messenger RNA, 1644 nt
Organism: Zophobas morio
Lineage: Eukaryota; Metazoa; Arthropoda; Insecta; Coleoptera; Tenebrionidae
Product: myrosinase 1-like
Exons: 7
Coding region: 132-1616 (494 amino acids)
Biological process (GO): carbohydrate metabolic process
Molecular function (GO): beta-glucosidase activity
Source: RefSeq, a predicted model, not a curated record